Molecule: messenger RNA, 975 nt
Organism: Arvicola amphibius (Eurasian water vole)
Lineage: Eukaryota; Metazoa; Chordata; Mammalia; Rodentia; Cricetidae
Product: keratin-associated protein 10-4-like
Exons: 3
Coding region: 1-975 (324 amino acids)
Cellular component (GO): keratin filament
Source: RefSeq, a predicted model, not a curated record
AUGGCUGCCUCCACUAUGUCUGUCUGCUCUGACGCUUGCACCAACUCCUCCUGGCAGGUGGAUGACUGCCCAGAGAGCUGCUGUGAGCCUGGCUGCUGUGCCCCCAGCUGCUGCCAGUCCAGCUGCUGCCAACCUAGCUGCUGCCAGUCCAGCUGCUGUGCCCCCAGCUGCUGUGUCCCCAGCUGCUGUGCCCCAGCCCCCUGCCUGGCCCUCAUCUGUACCCCAGUGAGCUGUGGGUCCAGCCCCUGCUGCCAAUCUCCUGUCUGCUGCACACCCAUCUGUUCUGGCUCCUCAUGCUGCCAGCAGUCUAGCUGCCAGUCGGCUUGCGGCACCUGCUCUCCUUGCCAGCCAUCCUGCUGCAUGACCCUGUGCUGCAAACCUUCCUGCUGUGUGCCUGUCUGUUGUGUGCCAGUCUGCUGUGAAGCUGAUUCUUCUUCAUGCUGCCAGCAGUCUAGCUGUGAGCCCUCUUGCUGUACCUCCUCUCCCUGCCAGCAGUCCUGUUGUGAACCUGUGUGCUGUGAGCCUUUGUGUUGUGAACCUGUCUGCUGUACACCUGUCUGCUGCACACCCAUCUGCUCUGGAUCCUCCUCAUGCUGCCAGCAGUCUAGCUGCCAGCCCUCAUGCUGCCAAUCCUCCUGCUGUGUGCCUGUCUGCUGCAAGGCUGUCUGCUGCACACCCAUCUGUUCUGGCUCCUCAUGCUGCCAGCAGUCUAGCUGCCAGCCCUCAUGCUGCCAGCCAUCCUGCUGUGUGCCUGUCUGCUGCAAGCCUGUCUGCUGCAAGCCCUGCUCCAGCGUGUCCCUGCUCUGCCGCCCUGUGUGCAGACCUGCCUGCUGUGUUCCCAGCUCCUCCUGCUGUGCCUCCUCCUGCCAGCCCAGCUGCUGCAAGCCCUGCUCCAGUGUGUCCCUGAUCUGCCGCCCUGUCUGCUCCCGCCAAGCGUGCUGUGGCCUCUCCUCGGGCCAGAAGUCCAGCUGCUGA